This is a messenger RNA of Caenorhabditis sp. 36 PRJEB53466, 1495 nucleotides long. NCBI's taxonomy places the organism in Eukaryota, Metazoa, Nematoda, Chromadorea, Rhabditida, Rhabditidae. The record is from the annotation of a GenBank genome assembly.
AUGCCGUCGGACGUCGCCCCCGGUGAGUUUUCUUGUUUCGCUCCUCCUCAAACUGAACUGUUUUGCAGAAAGAGACCUCCAGGGUCGUUUUCGGGCUUUGCGGCAAAUCGGCGAAGGCACGUACGGCGUCGUUUUCAAAGCGAUCCACGUACGGGACAACAUCAAAUGUGCUCUCAAAAUGAUCAGAACAGACAGAGACGAGGAAGGCAUUCCAAGCACUUGUCUCCGCGAAAUUUCGUGCAUAAAAGAUUUACAGCAUGAUAACAUUGUCACUCUAUUCGAUAUCAUCUACGCAAGUGAGUACUUUCGCCCUAAGUUAAUCUCAAAAAGUUUUGAGGCUACAAUGUAAUAGAACUUGCACGGAAGAGAGCUGUUACGAUAUAUCUAGAACUCGUAGUUGUUUUUUAACGUUGCGAGUUCUGUAUCGUAACAGUUCUUUUCCGUGCGAGUUCUAUUACGUUGUAGCCUCAAUGUUUUCCUUUUCCAGACAGAAAACUGUAUAUGGUAUUUGAAUUUAUUGAUCGAGAUCUCAAAAAUUUGCUGGAAAUCGUCGAACCGCACGGAGUUCUGCCUUCAAACUAUGUCAAAGUGAGUCGCUCGUUUCCAGAAAUAGAGAAAAAAGAUUAUUCGAUGCAGUCGUUCAUGUGGCAAUUACUCUCCGCACUGUCCUAUUGUCAUCUUCGGAGAAUAGUUCAUCGGGAUCUGAAACCACAGAAUAUCCUUGUGUCAGACGCAGGAGUUGUCAAGAUAGCAGAUUUCGGGCUAGCCAGGUUCGUGGCCAACAGAUUGCUUUAGUAGUAUCUCAUUUUUCAUUAUUCUUUCAGAAGUUUCUCAUUCCCUAGUCGCAACUACACGCACGAAGUAGUGACUCUCUGGUACAGGCCACCGGAGGUAUCUGCCACCUUUUUUGCUACUUAUCAAUUCUCGUAAUUUCAGAUUCUUCUCGGCUCGCAACGCUACUCGACGUCACUCGAUAUGUGGUCUCUCGGAUGUAUCUUUGCAGAAAUCGCGUCCGCGAAGCCGCUGUUUCCGGGAGAAUGCGAGAUAUCUCAGCUUUUCAAGAUUUUCGAGAUUGUAGGCACGCCUAGUGACAGGGUAAUCCUUCAUCGUCAAAUGAAAAUCCAAUAGGAUCCUUCUGUUUUUUUUCAGAAUUGGCCAGGCGUCGUCGAACUUCCGCACUACAAGGCCGUCUUUCCAAAGUGGUCCUUCGAUUUGAACAAGCUGGAAGAGAUGUCCAACCUGACUGGCCAUGGCCUUGAUGUCUUGCGUGAGAUCAUUCGGUAUCCACCGGAACGCCGUCUCACUGCAAAAGGAGCACUAUCGCAUCGUUACUUUCUGCAGAACGGAUUUACGCAAAAUAGGCCAACAGUAACCGACCUAUUGAAGGAGUUAUGUGGAGACAGCAGGGCGAGUUACGACGGAAUCUUGUGAUAUAAAGAGAUUCAUAUUUCAGACAUCAUCUUCGGGGAGCAAUCAGGAAGAUGACAUUUUCUAG